Messenger RNA from Lactuca saligna, 687 nucleotides. Lineage: Eukaryota; Viridiplantae; Streptophyta; Magnoliopsida; Asterales; Asteraceae. The record is from the annotation of a GenBank genome assembly.
AUGAAUGGCCUAAUCAAUCCUGAUGGGGCUGGAAUUUUAGCAGUAAAGUUAAGUGGUGUGGGUGAUGAAGAUGUACAGUUAAUUGAUGUUACUCCCUUAUCACUUGGUGUGUGGUGUAGGGGAGAUGUUAUGGCUGUGUUGAUCCCGAGAAAUUCACCUAUACCAACCAAGAAGCAACGUCUAUUCUCUACAUCUAUCGACAAUAUAACUUCUUUGGCGAUUUAUGUUUGUCAAGGUGAAAGAGGCAAUGCUUCUGAAAAUUAUCUCUUGGGAGAACUUGAUCUGUCUGGCUUUCCUCCUGCUCCAAGGGGGAAGUUGGGAUCAAUAUUGUCGAAAGCAGAGAUUGAAAAGAUGAUUGCAGAUGCUGAACGGUUUAAGCUUGAGGAUGAAGCACACGUGAAGAAGGUGAUGGCUCAUAGAGCUUUAGACCAAUGUGUUUCUAAGAUGAGAACCAAAAUAAAGGAUUACAAGGUUCGAUUGAGUCUUGUAAAGGUGGGGCUUAAUGUAAAAGACUUGGUAUCCUUAGAUCAUCAGAUUAAGGAGACACUUGAGUGGCUUGAUGAAAAUCCUGAUGCUGAACAGGCUGAGUUGGAGGACAAGAAAUCAGAACUUUACAAUAUAUGUAUACCGAAGAAGUUCCACCACGCAGCAAAAGACUUACUUAAAAUUAUAUUCGAGUAUCAGUAA